AUGAAGUCCACAAUCCUCGCAGUCCUGACUGCCACAGCAGUACUGGCCGCACCGACUCCCAACACCGCCGGCAGCAGCAAGCGCGUGGCCCAAGGCGGAGACCUGCCAAGCUACCCGAGCUAUGGCGACUAUAGCGGCGCCGGUAGCGGCUCCUCUGGCAGCGGCGAGGGCGCGAACCUCGCGAGCUACCCGAGCUACGGGGACUAUGGUGGUGCUGGCAGCGGCUCAUCCGGCUCCGGCAGCGGUGACGACGGUGCCAAUCUCGCGAAUUACCCGAGCUAUGGCGACUACGGCGGUGCUGGCAGCGGUUCUUCCGGCUCUGGUGGCAGUGGCGAGGGCGCAAACCUCGCGAGCUACCCGAGCUACGGCGACUACGGUGGUGCUGGCAGCAGUGCUGGCAGCGGCGAGGGCGCCAAUCUGGCGAGCUACCCGAGCUACGGCAGCUAUGACGGGUCUGGCAGCGGCGAUGGCGCCGGCCUGUCGAGCUACCCGAGCUAUGGUGCCUAUCGCCGUGCCGUGGUCGACUGGGUCAAGAGCUGGUUCCAGUAA
This is a messenger RNA of Microdochium trichocladiopsis, 549 nucleotides long. RefSeq lists its product as uncharacterized. Bases 1 to 549 code for a protein of 182 amino acids. The transcript has a single exon. The record is from RefSeq and is a predicted model, not a curated record. Lineage: Eukaryota; Fungi; Ascomycota; Sordariomycetes; Xylariales; Microdochiaceae.